Oldenlandia corymbosa var. corymbosa is the source of this 1032-nucleotide messenger RNA. NCBI's taxonomy places the organism in Eukaryota, Viridiplantae, Streptophyta, Magnoliopsida, Gentianales, Rubiaceae. The record is from the annotation of a GenBank genome assembly.
AUGGAGGAAGUCCAUAACGAAUUCAAGAAGAUUGGAUUCAAUGAUGGCUAUAAUCUAGGUCUUAUGAAUUCAAGGCACGUCUUGAUCCGCUUUGAGGAGGAAGAGGACUAUCAGAGAUGUUGGAUUCGGACUUUUUGGAACAUUGCGGGCUACUCAAUGCGGAUUUUAAAAUGGACUCCGGGUUUCCAUUUUGAAGAAGAUCCGCCAGUAGUCCCUAUUUGGGUUUCUCUCUGCGACUUGCCAAUUGAAUACAUGCACCCGGAGGUCAUCUUCUCAAUGGCUACAACUAUAGGACAACCCUUGAAGGUAGAUACGCCCACUUUGAACAUGACAAGACCAUCGGUGGCAAGGUUUUGUGUUGAAGUGGAUCUAAUGAAAGAGUUACCAAAAUUAGUGAAGAUCGGGAAGGGAGGACGUAAGCAUGAGCAAAUUUUCACUUAUGAACAUGUCCCUGCGUAUUGUCCAAAGUGCAGCAAAAUUGGGCGUAAGGAAAGAGACUGUCGCAUUGGAAAGCCAACUCCACAAAAAAUUGUUGUGGAUAAGGUAACUGCUCCGAAUGAAAAGAAGAAUGGAAUCAAAAUGGCCAAGCAAAAAGUGAAAUUGGGAUCGAAGAAACCUCAUGAGAAGUCAGAGGUUGAGGUUGAAAUCAUAAACGCUAAUCCGUUAAUCAUUAAGGCAGUAGAAGCGGUGUCGAUCCCUGGGGAAUCAACUUCGGGUCUUUCAGCGAAAGAGAAGACAGUGAUCCCAAUGGAUAUUCCCGACUCUAUGCCUCCAAAAGGCGUAACCGAGGAAGAGGAAAAUCGAGACUCUAAACAGGUUGCGAUUCAGUCAACUGAAGCUCCGCAUGUUGAGGUUUCUCCUAAAGGGAAUCAAUUCUCUAUUCUUGCGGACAUUGACGAAGUGACAAAUGGAUCUGACUCUAGUGAGGAGAAUGUAGAACAAAUUCUGGUUGAGGCGCCGUCGCUUGAGAAUAAUUCAGCUCCCGAAAAGCAUGAAACCCUAGCCUUAGCAUUAAUUCCGCAGGCCAAAUAG